AUGUCUGUUGCCAGCAAACGUCGUUUUAUCACCAACAAGGUGGAAUCUGAAAUGUACAUUCCUAAUGACGGGGAUAUAAUUGCACAGGUUACUCAAUCAAGAGGAAAUAAUUUACAUGAGAUUAUUGAUGAAACUGGUGACACGUAUGUGGUGUCAAUGCCUUCAAAAUUUCGUAAAGCCGUCUGGAUUCGCCGUGGUCAAUUUGUUGUUAUCCGGCCAAUUGAUGAAGGAGACAAAGUAAAAGGUGAAAUCGAGCACGUCCUAGAUGAGGAAAAUGUGCUAUAUAUUCGAGAAUUGCAAAAAUGGCCAUCACGAUUUGAGAGUGAAGCUGAAAAAAUGACAAGAGAGGCUAAAAGAGGGACUAAAAGUGAUCAAAUGAUUGAUGAUGAUAUGCUUCCGCCAAGCGACAGUGAAGAAGACGAAGAAGAGAGUGAAGACUCGGAUGAGAGUGACGUUGACGAGGAGGAGGAAGAAGAAGAAGAAUUCGAUACGUACAACCCAAAUCGAAUGCAGGCACCCGCCAAAUAA
Molecule: messenger RNA, 528 nt
Organism: Caenorhabditis bovis
Lineage: Eukaryota; Metazoa; Nematoda; Chromadorea; Rhabditida; Rhabditidae
Source: the annotation of a GenBank genome assembly